Molecule: messenger RNA, 5097 nt
Organism: Piliocolobus tephrosceles (Ugandan red Colobus)
Lineage: Eukaryota; Metazoa; Chordata; Mammalia; Primates; Cercopithecidae
Exons: 3
Coding region: 1-624 (207 amino acids)
Source: RefSeq, a predicted model, not a curated record
AUGAGAGGUUUCCAUGAUCAAAUCCAGGAGCAGAAGGGAGAAGUGAGGCUCACAAAUGGUCCAUCCGGGCUUUUCCGUGGAGCCCGUUUCUGCCCCCCCCCCCCCCCCCCGAGGAAUCUCACUGCGCACGCGCCGGUCGGCCGGCCGCACCCACGCGGCUCAGCUAGCAAAGUUGCAGACAGCCGGCGAACCGCUCAAUGCGCUUCUUCCGCCCGCCGCAGAGAAAGGGAAAGAGAACUCCGCAGGGGCUCCGUUGGCUUCUCGACGAGUGACAAAGAUGCUUUCCCAGAUAGAAGACCGGAGCCCUGCUCCUUUGCGAUCCGCCAAGGGCUGCAGAGAGCAUCCUCAUCCUUUUGGGCACCUGUGUCCAGGAAGAGCCCGGCCAUCCCUUUCCAGACUGGAUCCUUCAGAGGUGAAUUUUCUUCGGUGGAUUCCGAUUUGCUCCGUCUGACCAGCCUAGGCAAUCCAGCAUCGCGUGGUACCAGUGCCCCCGGGCACACUUGCUUCACGCCGGCGCCGGCUCCGCCUCGCCAGCAAGCGCAUUCCCAGGUGGUCAGGCUCAGGAUGGACCAUGAGCUUUCAAAAAGGAAAAAGGUGAAAAUCCUCAACUAUGCUGCCAUCUGAAUAAGUGUUUCUUUGUAGCAUGCACAGAGUCAAGGAAAAUUACAUCCCUGCAUUAUGUAAUGUACCAACAACGCACUUACCCACUGUUUUAAUCUAGGUUAUUCUUGAAAGCAGAGCCUGAGACAAAGGUAGACACGUUCUAUUUACGAGUCUAACACCCAGGAGCAGGAAUGAGAGGCAGGGGAGUGAGCAUGGGAAAAGGGAAAGUAAGUCCAAGCAAAACCAGAUACUGCUGUUAUCAAGUGGUUCACCCCUAUUAAUGGCUACAUAAUGCAGAACUUUCUUAGGAUUCUUCUUAAACUUUAUCUCAGAACUGUCUACCUUAGGGAGAAUGGAGAAGUAUUUCUCCAUCAGCGGUCACCUCCUGUUUGUUGAGGGCUGCUCCUUUGGGGCGUUAACUCACCGCCCCCACCACCCCAUCCCUCUGGGCUGCAAAGAGCUGAGAGCCCACAUGGUACCUCAGCAUCGCACAUUGCUACAUCAGAGAGGUCUUAAGACAGGAAACUAGAGUCUUGGUGCAUGCUCGAAGUGAGACAGUGUCAGCACAGAAAAGUGUAAUAUCUUCCAUAACUGUUCAACAGAGCCAUGACUGGACUCAGAGGUUGAAAAGAUACGGGACCGUACACAAGAAGCAUCUUGUAAGCCUACAUAACAUACUAUUAGACUCAUCGAAAUCUGUUUCAUUCCUUCUUUAUAAUCAAAACUUCAGUGUCCAGAAUAAGGUUGGCAGAGGGUUAUAUAGGAAAGUUAAAUGCAUUAGAAGGUGUAUAUUUAUAAGUUUUAACCUUGAGUCAUGUUCAAGGAGAAAGUGACAUUGGAACUCGGAAAAUUAAAAAAUGAUUCUACUUGAAAAAUUUGACCAUUGCAUAGAGAUAUUAGCUAUUGUCUAAUCUUUUGUAAUCUCAGAAACAAUCGUGAAUUGUUUGGUGAAAAAUGAAAAAAUAAAAUUAACCAUUUCAUAUGUCUCCGUGAGCUUUAUAGACCAAUGUCACUAACUUUUCUUAAGAUAAUUGUUUCCUACUGUCAAAUAGCUCUAGUGAUAUGCAUCUUACAAUCAAUGAAGGGAAAACUGAUAGAAACAUAGGAAGAAAAAUACUGGGGUAAUUUUCAUCGUAUAAAGUAUUAACAUUAACAUUGGUUAGAAUAGAGGAGAAACUGCAUGACUUGAGUGGACAUUCCUGUAUGUUGUAUGAGGCCCUAUCUUAACAGAAAUAGUGACAUCAUCAUCAUCCUCUCUUAUUUGGUCUUGAAUUGCCACCAAUAGGAUAAAACCUUUGAAUUAUUUAACUCAAUAUAUGUUAAGUUUCUACUAUGUGCUAUAUAUUGGUACUGUAAAUAUGAAUAAGACAUAAAAUAUUACAUUAAAAAACAUCAGAAUAUAUGUUCUUUUAAGGUGUACCCCAAAACAUUUACCACAUGUUCUGGGGUGCAUGUUAGGCUGUAUCACAAAUCAAGUCUUAAGAAAUUUCAAAAGAUUGAAAUCAUAUAGAGUAUAAAUUAAACCAGAAAUCAAGUACAUAAAGGUAACAAAAAAUUUCCUAAAUGCAUUAAUUUAAGGAACAUACAUCUCAUGACCCAGGAGUCACAAAAUAAAUCAAAGCAAAAUUGCGAAAACAUUUUGAAAUGAAUUUUAAUGAAAAUACAGCGUAUUAAAGCUCUGAGUACUUAUGUUAGAAAUUUUACAGAAAGGUUGGCUAUCAGUGUUUCCAGAAGCCGGGGGAAAAGUUUAGACAACUUGAUGGCUGAGGAAGGCAAACAGAGUGAGACCUCUGAUCACCCUGCCUUUCCAAGGUGAGCACUCUGGAUCCCGUCGUAGGAGACCAGAGUCUUGCUGAGUUGAGGAGAGGAAGAUUGGAGUUGAGACUGAGAUAGUUUGAAUUUUUAGGACAAAGUAUCAACAAGAAAGAAGAUAGACAAAAAAAAUCCAGAAAUCUAUGUAGAGGCUCCAUUGUGUACCUAGUGGAACACUAAGCCUAACAAGUCUCAAAAUUAGCGUGAGAUUGGGAAAUAUCUAAUUUCCAUCCAGCCACAGUGGAGAAUCCUGACUGAAAACCAGGCAUUCACUAAAGAUCCCAGAAAGGUUACGUGUUACAUGAGUAGGGCUAAAGUAUCCUGACUAAAAACUGUACUACACUUGCUCCCCACCCGCACAAAAAGCUUAAAAACAAGCCUCAAUAGUAUAAAGCUGAACUCUAAAUAACUAAACUACCUGCCAGAACAAAGUCCAAAUUUAUUAGUUCCAGUCCUCCAAAAUAACACAUGGAAAGACAAGAUUCAAUUUACAAGACAUUUAUUUGGGGGAGUAAAAAUGGCUGAGGGUUUAAAUAGAGAGGAAGUCAGAGAGACAAGAGUCCUCAGGAUACAUAAGAUUUCUGGCCUCCAUGGAGGUGUGAUGGUUAAUUUUAUGGGUGUCAACUUCACUGGGCCACAGGAUGCCUCAUAUCUGAUCGAACAUUAUUUCUGGUUGUGUUCAUGAAGCAUUUUCUGGAAGAAAUUCACAUUUGAGUUGAUGGACUGAAUAAAGCAGAAAUAAGCCAAUUCCUUAUAAUAAAUAAGGAUUUAUUUAUUGAUAAAUCUGUAUAGGUUGAUUAUAAAUCCUUAUAGAUUGACCGAUAGAUCCAUAGGACUUAUUGAUUCUGUUUCUCUGGAGAACCCUGACUAAUACAGAAGGAGAGAGGGAAGAAAGGAUGGUUGAGCAGCAAAAAGCUCAGACUGUAGCACAGUUCUGAUAAAGUUUGCGGUCAGAUGAAGAACACUCAAACCAAAGUUGCCCAUUGGAGGAGCCCCCUACCUCACAGGAAUAGGCCUGCAUUAUUAGUAUACCUUCCUCAUUCAUUCAUUGUUGUUCUUACGGAAACAACCCACGGGAAAUGUAGCCUUGGCAUGACUGUAUCAAUGGAUACAGAGAGGAGUAGUGGGGACCCCCCCCCCAGUCAAUUACGUUCCACAGCAAAAGAUCUCAGUGGUGCAUUUCCACGCUGGCUCAGUCCACCCCUUGGGCUGCACAGCUCUAUUCAGGCCUAGCUGCCAGGAAGAGUAUUAGGUGUCAUUGUCAACUCAGGCUGUGUGCCCAGUAAACCUGGAAGUGUCUGGAUAUUCUUGCUUGCCAGCAUAUAGUCAUAAAUCUAUUUGGGGAAGAACUUGCCAUUUCAUCAAAGUAUAUACAUGUAUAGCAGGGUUCUUCCUCCUAGUGACCUGUGACCUAGUAACCCAGCCACUUAUGGGUUCUUCCAUCUGUGGGUUCCUUACAUGAAAAGUGCUUCAGGUCUGGGAACUGAGAAAGGGAUGUGUCAUUGGAGUGCGGUUCCAUUCGUGCCUUAUUUGGUUAUAGGCGUUAAGCAGCAUUCUUGUUAUGUGCCCAUCUAUUUUGCCUGUAGAGGUGUUACUUUCAAUUAAUUAUCUCCUAAACACCCUGCGAAUCAAACCCCCUUAUACUACCCCUCCGAUUUCACCAGUUGUUAUAGUAAUUGUAGCCUCUUGACUUUUGGUAAUUAAGCACUGGUCCUCCAGGGCCUUCUAUCACUUGAGAGCCCAUCACCCCUGAAUCAUAUUAACAAUCCCAGCUCUCUGACCACCUCAUUUACCAUCAGCCCUGGUCUAAAGAGUAAAGCCACUACUGCACUUAGUGACACUGGUAACCUCUCACAGGCUCAUUCUUGGCGGCCUGAGUGAAUUGUCACUAUUUCAUGACAUGUUCAUCACAGUAUAUCCAUCACAUAUUCAUUCGUCUGACCCCUAUGAAGGUGUGAUGGUUAAUUUCAUCACAUACAUAGAUGCCAUUGUAUAGCAGGUCCUUAACUAAUAAAGCAACGCCAAAGUUUUCAGGCAGAACUGAUAGACCCUGUGGAAGGGCAGGCAAGCCCAGAGCAAACCAUCUAUAUGCAGUUCUUUUAACAGCCUGCAAGGCGCUGUAAGAUUAGGGAAACAUUUAUCAAAUUACGUUCUGUGGAAAACUAGUUCCAUAGGAUAUGAACUGAUGUCAGGAGAAAAAUUAAAUUAGAAAGUUCCUUCAGUGCCAGAUUCUCAAAGCCAUUCGUAUGUGAAUGUUUAUCGCAGCUCUCCAAAAGAGAUGAUUUGAUGUGUUCCAUGUGGCAGUAGUAUGAUGUGCAACCCAGAUCCCCCUUCAAAGAACAGCUUGCACCCCACUUGCUGGGUGUAAUGUUAGCAGGCAGCCUGCAGCUGACAGCCCUCUUCAGGAAUUGGCAUAGCUGUAGAGAACCACUUCACCUAAGGUCACACUUUUUUGUGGAGUGGCCCAUAGCCAAGGAUUGAUCAGUGUGGAGAUACAAAGUUGUUCUCUUGUCCAUCUCAGGACAUCUCUGAGGGCCAUUUUAACUCCAGAGCUCCCUGUGGGGUUGGCCAAGGCUGUCGUUGGACCUGCAUUAUAACUUCCACCCAAUUCCACUUCUCUCUCUCUCUCUUUUAACAAACGUUUGGCAAAAGGCACUUCUUAAUAAAUAUCCUACAAUUAAA